UUGUUACUGGUGGUCAAUCACUGCUGCUUUUUGUACAUCACCGUGCCCCGGAUGGGUUCAGGUCGUGUCUCGUUGUGCGUCACUCUGGGCAAGUGGCUCGGAGAGGUGGCGGUUGUUGUGGAAGUCAGAAGUGUCCCUGCAGCUUUCAGCUCAGCGGUCAACAUGCGGCUGCAAAGGCACCUGUGAUCCGAGCAGCGAUUGUCUUUAUUGUACUGUCAUCCCUCUUUGUAUAACUCCACCACCGUCUGUUAUCUUGGAAUCGCCUUUGUCUAAAUUACCACAGUCAGGUGUGACCCGCGUCGCCAUGACCUCUGAGGACGACUCCAAAUGCCCAGUGGUGCUGGAGGAAUGGAGGCGCAGGUCGCUGGAUCAGCUCCCGCCGCCGGUCAACUCCGCAAAGCCACUGACUCCUUUCAGCAUCGAGGACAUCCUCAACAAGCCGUACGUGAGAAGAACCUCCUCCUUCAGCGGGGCGGCACACUUCUUGUCUCCUGCUGAUAAGCUGCCCUCGGUGGGUCACAGCCUGUCCGACCGUGCGCUGUUUGGUCAGACCUCCCCACUCAGCGCGCUGGAGGAGCUGGCCAGCAAAACUUUCAAGGGCCUAGAGGUCAGCGUCCUGCAGGCUGCUGAGGGCCGAGACGGUCUGACGCUUUUCGGCCAGAGGAACACCCCUAAAAAGCGGCGGAAAUCUCGCACGGCUUUUACCAACCACCAAAUAUACGAGCUGGAGAAGCGUUUCCUGUACCAGAAGUAUCUGAGUCCGGCAGACCGGGACCAGAUCGCCCAGCAACUCGGUCUGACCAACGGGCAGGUCAUCACCUGGUUUCAGAACCGACGGGCAAAACUCAAGAGGGACCUAGAGGAGAUGAAAGCGGACGUGGAGUCAGCCAAGGCCACGGGCGCUGUGGCCUUUGAGAAGCUUUCCAAGUUGGCCGAGCUAGAGAGGUGCGCGGCCGGAGGUAUGGGAGUGGGGGAAGUGUCCGCGCCAGGCCACACCAAGCCUGACCCGGCCUCCUCCGGGUCCCCGCACAACACCACUGAGAGCCUCGACCUCAGCCUGCCGUCCAUGCCUUCCCCCGCGUCCACGAGGUACACGGGCCGUCUGUGCAGCAAGUUUUGCUCAGAGGACGACGAUGAGGAGAUCGAUGUGGAUGAUUGAAGUCAGCCCCAGUGGUCACCAAGACAGCUGUGUGGAGUGCCAAAUAACGCGAUGCUUGCAGACAAACCCGAGGGUUAAGACGACUGCCCCUCAUGCAUGGGCAUAAAGUGAUGCGGCGAAACUUCACAAAGAACAGUCCCAGUGCUUUGAUUUGACAGAAGCCAGAGGCUAAAAACGAUGUGCGCACUCAGAAAAACUUGUGAAACGUGCACAUGCAAAAUGAUAAAGAGAGAGAAACGGAAAACCAGCGGUCGGUGGGUUAUUCUUGUUACUGUUCCGCAUGUUUCAUUUGCUUUGACUGUAGCUUCUAAACUGUAGAAGCUCGUACGAUUGUGUUUUUGAUAUAGGCCUAUUAAUUAUUCUGA
Monopterus albus (swamp eel) is the source of this 1524-nucleotide messenger RNA. RefSeq names its product transcription factor LBX1-like. The record is from RefSeq and is a predicted model, not a curated record. Bases 305 to 1159 code for a protein of 284 amino acids. Lineage: Eukaryota; Metazoa; Chordata; Actinopteri; Synbranchiformes; Synbranchidae. Gene Ontology annotation, cellular component: nucleus. The transcript is spliced from 2 exons. Gene Ontology annotation, biological process: regulation of transcription by RNA polymerase II. Gene Ontology annotation, molecular function: DNA-binding transcription factor activity, RNA polymerase II-specific; sequence-specific double-stranded DNA binding.